GUCCUCAGAAAAAGAACUUUAUGAUCCUCAUGGACAAAGAGUACCUUCUCCAGCCCAUCCAGAAAUGACUGGAAUUCCUCCUAGAGAGGGGGGUCAAACCAAGAUUCAAAUAAUACAACAGCAAGUUGAUAGUACAAAGGGUGAAAUUCAAAAAACUAUUCAGGAAAUUGCUGGUAGAGGGAAAAAAUUAGAAGAAUUAGAGGAACAAACAGCCAUGUUGUCGGAUUCCGCUACGAAGUUUAAGGCUCAAUCCACAAAAGUUCGUAAGACGAUGUGGUGGAAGAAUACCAAAAUGACAAUUAUUAUUACUGUCACCAUACUUCUUAUCUUGGCUGCUAUCAUCAGGCAAGAUCUAGCUGAAUUUCCAAAUGGAAAAGGAAUCGAUAAAAGCCAAUGA
Molecule: messenger RNA, 397 nt
Organism: Funneliformis geosporum
Lineage: Eukaryota; Fungi; Glomeromycota; Glomeromycetes; Glomerales; Glomeraceae
Source: the annotation of a GenBank genome assembly